AAGGGUUAUUUUGCGUCGCCUGACACGUGUGUUCUUCUUCCCCAAAAGCUAUCUAAAAGCUACAGUAUUCGUCUCCAAGUAAAGCGAGCCGGGAGAAGAAGGGAAGAAGAUGAAGGUGAAGGAGAUAGCUCGAACUGCGAACGUUGCCUGGUCUCCUGCGACCAUGCAAGACGUACACAUCGCCUGUGGAACCGUCGCGCAGCAACUGGACGCCACAUUCAGUACAAGCGCAAGGCUGGAAGUGUUUUCGCUGGAUUUGGCGUCGUCUGGACUUGCCGUGCCACUGGCUGGAACUGUUGACUCACCUCUGAGGUUUCACAAGCUGGCCUGGUCGGCCCAUGGUCAGGAAAGGGUUAACGCGUGUGGGGUCAUAGCAGGUGGAUCUGACAAUGGAACUAUCACCCUCUGGGCCGCCGACAAAUCAUCAGUGAAUACAGAAGGGGCCCAGUUGAAACAAAUGAUUCCACCAUACCGUCCGGUCCGACCAUCGACUUUAAAAAAAACAAACCCUUUCCAUCCACCCAUCUCCUCGCCUCCGGAGGCCCCGACUCCGAAAUAUUCAUCUGGGACUUGAACAUCCCGACAGCCCCAUGUCGCCCUGCAACAAGCUCCACCCACUGGAAACAUUAGUGGCGUAGCCUGGAACAGACAGGUAUCACCAUAAUUGCGUCCACUUCCUCCCAGCGGAAAAUCGUCCCUUAUGGGACUUGAGAAAAAACGAGCCAAUCAUUCAUGUUGCAGAUCCGAAUGCCAGGUCCACGCAAUGCCAUUAGCUGCCAUCCAGCACGUUGCUAACCAGUGGUUACUGCUUUGGGAACGAUCGCAGUGCCCUGUCGUCCAGGU
Geodia barretti is the source of this 843-nucleotide messenger RNA. NCBI's taxonomy places the organism in Eukaryota, Metazoa, Porifera, Demospongiae, Tetractinellida, Geodiidae. The record is from the annotation of a GenBank genome assembly.